Tigriopus californicus is the source of this 6985-nucleotide messenger RNA. Its product is annotated as membrane-associated guanylate kinase, WW and PDZ domain-containing protein 2-like. Bases 581 to 6292 code for a protein of 1903 amino acids. Gene Ontology annotation, cellular component: cytoplasm. The transcript has 14 exons. Gene Ontology annotation, molecular function: protein binding. The record is from RefSeq and is a predicted model, not a curated record. Gene Ontology annotation, biological process: signal transduction. Lineage: Eukaryota; Metazoa; Arthropoda; Copepoda; Harpacticoida; Harpacticidae.
UGGGGGUUGCUGGGCGAGGUUGACAGCUUCCAUAGAGUCCGUUGAAAACAAUCCAGCGGAUUUUCCAUAUGACCUCUGCUUCUCCACCCCAAUCUUCGUUACCGUUUCAAAGUGGAAAAGCGAAGCAAUCGAGUGGAAACGUGGCUCUAAGGACGAGAGUCAGUGAGGCGACCGCCGACCGACCGACCGGUCGUUCGUUCAUUCAUUCCUUGGCAAACAUAUUGGACAGAUUUCAAGAUUUUCCUUUUACAAACACAAACUGUGGCCGAUGCUGUCCAAAUACGAAGUGAUUACGAAACGUGACAAGUUUUGAGCUUUCGAGCCAUGAGCGAGAGAGAAUUCUUCCUUCCCCCAACGACGAUCCACUUGUUAUAACGUUCGAGAAUCGAGAAUUGAGACACGACCCCCACUUUCGCACUUUCGGGAGAAACUUUGGACUUUCCGGCAGGGUGGCUGAUGUCUCUGUUUUUGUCUGAAGUUUUGAGGACUGGAAAAAUAAACUUGUGACAGGUUCAAAUUGCUUUAAGCACCACUUCUGUCGACGAAGACAGCUCCGAGUUCAUUUUUAGAGUGGGUGAGGAUGUGCAGUGUGAUCGAGAUCAAGAACAAUAACGAAUACUACAUCCACUACCACAGCCCAGACUCGCUUGAGCCGUGCAGUAUGGAUCCAGACGACAAUCAUCAGCCAGAGGAGGACCAUCACCAUUCGGAUAAUGAGGAUAAACCAGAGGAAGACAAGGACUGUUCAGUGGGUGAGAUCACCCACAGUCCCCCUACCAAGGAUCCGGGCAAGGCGGAUGAUAAGACCUCGGAUAAGGGCUCCUCAUUAGACGGGGACGAAUCAGAGACACCCUCGUCCCAUAAGUCCACCAAUGACUCGCCCCACUCAUCCCCGUCCAAGCAUUGCUCGGAUGUGCCCAUAACGGUGAACAGUCACAUCCCGGCUCACCCGGCCCGAUCCAGUUCGAUCCCGGUCUUGUCUCGAAAUCGCACGGUGGAAAUUGGAACCCAAAUGGAACGAGAUCAAACCAAGAACCAACGCAAUGACGACCACGACAUCAAGGCUGAGUUGAAGAGGCGUUCCAGCUCCGUGCCCAGCCCCGUGUUGAAGAGCGAUAUCAAGAGCUGGGAUGAGCGUCAACUUGAAAGGGCCCAGUCAAAGAGCAGAGAGCGAGACACAACGUCUCCCUCGAAGAUUCCAAUUAAAGUUGACCACAAAGCAAAAAAGGGCUCACUCUCCGUGAGCUCGUUAUUUGAGAGAUCCGACAAAUCCAAACCAAUCACCCCCCAGGAUAAGCAAGCGAGUAAGCAGAAGUCAAAUUCAAUUUCCAAUUUGAAAAUUGAAAAGGGCAAUAAGCCCCAAAUAUCCACGAAGGCUGCCACUCAGGAGACCAAGAAGAGGGCGGAAGAAGCGAGGAAGCUGGAAAAAUCAAAAGCGAAUGAAAAGAAAAAGCAGAAGAAGGCCCUUAAGGCCACCACAGCCGAGGAAGAGAAAAAGUCCCCCAAAGCUAAGAAGGUAGCUGAGAACACGAAAGAGAAGGCCAAACGUGUCCUGAGUUUUAGACGCUCCAAAAAAGACGAUGCCAAGGACAAAACGAAACUUAGUCCCGAACAUAACGGGCAAGAAAACAAAACGGCCCCUCCCGGCGAUUCCACGGAUGGCCUCAAGAUCCUAGAAACCAGUGAUGGCUAUUUUGUUCUGCCUAGCCCGCGAAGUGAGCCAACAAGUGCCACAUCAAAAGAAUACAACAACCAAGGUGCCAUAACCACCGACCUCCGCCAGUACCUCAACGCAAGAUUUCCCAAAGGAGGAGUGGACCAUGAACUUCAGAAUACCAUCAGAGAUAAUCUUUACCUAAGAACAGUUCCUGUAACCACUCGAACUCCUCGACCCGAGGAACGCCAUGGCACGGAUUACACUUUCUUGUCCAAAGACGAGUUCAUGGCGCUUGAAAAGUCUGGCGAACUAUUAGAGAGUGGAGUCUACGAUGGCAAUCACUACGGAACACCGAAGCCGCCAUCAGAGUCCACAUCGUCUCUCAUUCAUCAGCUUUCCGGUGGAGGAUCUCAAAGCACAGCUGAACACACCCACCAGCAUCAGAGUGGUGGAGCCCACCAAACACAUGCCACGCCCCCUGCCGGGUCUCAAGCAGCUGUGAAUUUCCCAGGUGCUCAUCCCAGCUCCGAGGGCAAAAGACGACGAAACCGCUCGAACGUGGAGGCCAUGACUGCGAAGCAUUUUGAGGCCGAAGACGACCAAGACGAAGACCCGAGUUCCAUGAUGACCUCGGGUUCGGAGCAUCAAAACAGGCUGGGCAUCGGCAAGGACGACAACGAUCGACAAGUCAACGGCCCCGACACGCCCAGUGGAUCUUCAGGCGGAUCUAGCAGCAAGUCCGGGUCCGGCCCACACGGGGCGGAUUCGGGUCAUCCCGACUCGCCCGAAGUUCUCCCACCCGAUGACCCCCCACCCACCGAAGAAUCUCUAGGCCCCCUUCCCCCCAAUUGGGAAAAGGCCUACACGGACAAGGGCGAAGCGUAUUUCAUUGACCACAACACAGGGACCUCACACUGGCUGGAUCCUCGACUCUCUCGGGUUCAGAAGAAACGCCCCGAGGAAUGUGAUGAGAAUGAGUUGCCAUUUGGUUGGGAGCGGAUCGACGACCCUCAUUACGGGACUUACUUCAUCGACCAUGUCAAUCGACGGACUCAGUAUGAGAAUCCAGUGCUUGUGGCCAAAUCUAUGAAUCAAAGUGGAGAUGGUUUGGUGGCUCCGAGCUACGGCAGUGGGACCAUUCGACAAGGACCGGCCCCACCUCCAGCCCCGCCUUUGGCCCCACCCAAUGGACCAGCCGGGACGUUUCCCCGAGUCAAGAAAUCUCAUUCCCCGUUUUUCACCCGGGACCCCAAUCAGCUCCGAGGAGAGCGAAUCCGUUGUCAGCUAGUCAAGUCUGCCCGAGGUCUGGGCUUCACCAUUGUGGGUGGAGAUGACAAUGUGGACGAGUUUCUCCAGAUCAAAUCCGUGGUGCCCAAUGGACCUGCUUGGGCCGACGGAGGCCUCAAGACCGGCGACGUUCUUGUCUUUGUGAACGACACCUGCGUCUUGGGUUUCACCCACCAUGAUAUGGUGACCAUGUUCCAAUCCAUCGCCACGGGGGAUAUAGUGAACCUUGAGGUUUGUCGAGGUUACCCGCUCCCCUUUGAUCCCGAUGACCCGAACACGGAGAUCGUGACCACCGUGGCCGUCACAAGUCCCGAGCAAAACGAAUGGGCCUCCGAAUUGGAACGGCAGCGUCAACAUUACCAAGGCCAACAACCCGCCCCGGAUGCCCAAUCCAUGCCAGACCUGUCCCACCACAACCAAUAUCCGAGUGGGACGAAUCAUCAUCUCCGACCGGGUAGUGCGGAUCUUUUGGGUCAGAAUGACUACGGCGAGAACAGUUCGGAUUUCUCGAGUGAGGUGAAGAAUACGUUGAGUGCGCCGCAAGCGGAUGGAAUGACGAUUCCGAUCACGAAAGGGGGCAUGGGUUUCGGUUUCACGAUCGCGGACAGUGCUUAUGGACAGAAAGUGAAAAAGAUCUUGGAUUGGCCACGGUGCAAGAAUCUGCAAGAGGGCGACGUCUUGGUCGAAAUCAACUUGGUCAACGUGAGAAACAAAUCUCAUAGUGAGGUGGUCCAGGUUCUUAAGGACUGUCCUCGCGGACAAGAGGCUAAUAUUUCAAUUCAACGGGGCCUUCUCUCGCCGAAUACCAAUGGAGCGCCGGGUGGCUUAGGCACGUCCUCUUCGAAUCAGUCCUCCCCUGUGAAGAACAAGUACAAACGGGACAAGUUCACGGCAGACUUCAGUGGGCUGAAACCCAAGUCGGGCAUGCUAUUCCGAAGCAAAACGCCCACCGCCGAGAUAUACGCCACGCAGGAGAAGGAAAAAGUCCCAUUGAGGCCCAAGACACCCAUCGUGGAUACAAGGAACUUCAAUCGCUCGAAAACACCUACGUCCAUGUUCUCGAUUCCGUUCCAAAGGAACGAUGUCACUCGGGCCAGUUUAGGCGUGGCCGGGUCCACCUCCCAGUACGACCCCUAUGGUGGGAUUACCAAUCAAAUGGGUGGACUCAACCUCCAUGACUAUAACCGCUCCCAAAGCCCGGGUCGGGAAUUGGAUGGGAAUUACUACAACCAGGGUGGAAACUACCCCCAACCCGGCCUCGACUACCCAGGUGGCUACCAACCCGAUCCUCUCUACAACACGACGGCGGCGAUGUAUCCGGAGUACAACAACAUCAACUACUCCCAGCAACAAAUGCCAUCGCCCGGCAAGAUGUACGGAGACACAUAUCAAAACUACAAUGGCAAUAGCGCAAACCCCCACUACGACCCAACCUACGGGUAUACGCGAGGGGCACCCCAGGGUGAUAUCCAAGCUUAUCGAGCCGGAUCCUUACCUCGAAACGGAGGCGGGAGCGGAAGUGUGACUGGCCGGAAAGAGAGUACGAGCUUCGAGCACAGCGAACCUCUUCCCGGCGGGCUCACCCGUUGGCCACGGCCGGAGCGCAGGCCCGUUCCAUCCGAGUGCAUCGAGCUGACCGUCACGUUGCAUCGCCAGGACUCUGGUUUCGGCUUUCGGAUCGUGGGUGGCACCGAGGAAGGUUCUCAGGUGUCCAUUGGUCAUAUUGUUCCGGGUGGAGCAGCAGAUGUGGACGGCCGACUCUACAGUGGUGAUGAAAUCAUCGCUGUGGACGGGAGCGCUGUCUUGAACACUUCCCACCAUCAGGUCGUAGAGCUGAUGGGCGAGGCGGCUCAUCAAGGCCGAGUCACCCUCACUGUGCGGAGAAGACUGUUUCAGCACGAUAGCUACGGCCGCAUUCCCGAAAACUAUCCUUAUGAUGUCACGGUGACUCGCCGGGAAAACGAAGGAUUCGGCUUUGUGAUAAUCUCUUCCGUGUCUCGAGCGGGCUCGACGAUAGGUCGCAUCAUCCCUGGUUCACCCGCAGAGCGAUGCGGUCGACUCCAUGUGGGUGAUCGAAUUCUAGCCGUGAACCACGUGGAUAUCAAUUGUUUACACCACGGGGAGAUCGUCAACCUCAUCAAGGACUCCGGCUACUCCGUGGUUAUGACCGUUGGGCCUCCAAUCGACGACACCUCCAGCAACGCUUCCACUUCUCAUCGGAGUUCCACCAGUUCCAUGGUGACGGCUCAAGCCAUGCCCACUGUUUUACCUCCUUCCGAUUCUGCCGGCAGCUCGAUCCACUCCAACAAUGUGGACCCAAGGUCUGUUUCUGUGGGAGCGCCACUGCCUCCCUCCCAGCAACAUUCGGCCACUUACCACCCCCAUCACCCUCCACCACCAUCCUACUUGACCAACAGCAACAACACCUCCUCCAACACCCACCCCCAUCAUCACAUCAGCAACAGUCAAGUCCCGUCCCACUCCUCUUACCAUCACAGCAGUUCCACCACCAACACGGGGUUCCACCCCUCGCCACACUCCAAUAGCAACGGUUCCUAUUCAGGAAUGGGUGGACCUGUGCCACCUCCUCACACAUUGGAGAACUACCAGCAGGAGGAUCAGGAGCUGAAUAUGCUCGAGUUAGACGACCAAUAUUACGCUGUGGAGCUGCAACGAGGAGCUCGCGGGUUCGGGUUCUCAAUUCGAGGGGGUCGUGAAUUCCACUCCAUGCCGCUGUUUGUGUUGCGAAUCGCGGUGGACGGGCCGGCGGCCGCUGAUGGGCGCUUGCGCGUGGGCGACCAAAUCAUCGAGAUCAAUGGCAUCAACACCAAGAACAUGACGCAUGGCGAAGCCAUUGAACUCAUCAAAAGUGGUGGGGCCAUGGUGCGGCUCCUGGUGCGACGAGGCAAGAUGCCUCCAUCUGCAUUAAUGGAGCAAGUUGGUCUGUCGCCAUUGUCACCCACCCCCACUGUAUCCAUGUCAGCCAUGGGGCGGCCCAUGAGUGCCAUGUCACAGCCCUCUCACACCAUGAUGGCCAAUCCGAACGCCUAUCACGCAAACUUGAUCAGUAGCCAUAGCAAUUACAGUAACAAUAACAAUUUUGGCAACGGCUAUUUGCCCCAACAUCCGACGCCACCCACAGGCAACGGCAUGGUGCCCACGCCUUUCACGGCUGCCACAGCCAUGAUACCGAACGGUCAUCUCAACGGUCCCAUGGGCCACAGCUCGCCAAGAAUGGCGUUCCCACCCCCUGGAACGGCGGGCGUGGUGCCCACCUCGAGCGCGUCUAGCAAUGACCAAUACAAUUGGUACAAUCAACAGAACAACCUGUACCACAAUCACCAUUAAACAUCGCAUAUUGUCUAAAACAUAUUCAACAAUUCCUCAUCUGAAAGGAAUGUUCGGAAUGCCGAUUUUGAGAUUAUAUAUCUAAGUCUCCCAAGAAACCGAUCUUCUCGGAGUGACCGUCUUCAAAACCUAGUACAAACACUUCACGUAGAAGAUGGAAGCCCUGAGGGUGUCAAACUUGUGGACUCAAAAACAGAAAGGGAAAAAAGGAAGAUCCCUCGUUCCAAUACCGCCAAAUUUUUGCCAAUUCCUCUUCAUCGCCCGGAGAACCGGUCGAGAAGUGACCACCCUUUGCAAAUGAGAUGUGACAUACAUACAUUUCUAUUCUUGUAAAAACCUCAAUUGGAAAUCGAUAAUAAUGAUUAUUGAUGAAGAAACCAACAACUACACAAUCACCCAACCAAACACCCGCCCACCCACCAAGCCCCUCCUCCCAAAUUUUGUCUGGCCUGGCUGAAGCAUGAACUUAGUUACCGCAACUGAUCCAUGCGGUGGCGAUCGGAGAGACGCAUCAAGCUUCAUCACGAUGGCUAUGACAAGGUUACUACGACCUUCUUCCUCUUGUCUUUCUAAUUCGUAAAUUUUGUGGCGAAGUGAGAAAGAUUUAUCAUUGACAAUUUCGCAAGAAAUGUUAUUACUACUAUUAUUAUUAUCAUUAUUAUUCAUGAAUAAAUAAAAGUAAAUCUACGUUGA